UCUAGGUAUCAAUGGCUCCGAAUCAAACAAGAACAGAGAAAGAACAAGUUGUUUUGAGUAGAGAUGAGGCUGUUUUAGAACAAGAGUUUGAAUCUUUUCAUAGAGAAGUUUAUUCCGUAACCAAGCCAAAGAGAAGAAGUAGAAAGAUAAGCGAACAAUCUGUGAGCCAAGUGUCAACCGAGCAGUUUUUUGAUGAGGAAGUAAAGUACGUAGAAGUUGAAGAAAAGUUGAAGAAACAGCAACAAGAUUACACAAAGGGGGAAUUGACUGAAACCUCGACCAAUAUAUCGAGAACGGGUUCUAACCAACUUGAAAAAUAUGAGAACUGGGAAUAUGAGCAGACCAGUUUCACCUGCGAUUCACCGUUGUUUUCUGAAGACGUGGAAAGCGUUUGUUCAUAUAGUCAUACUAUACGCAAGAACAGACCGAGAAAAGGACAUUCUUCACAAGUGCAAACGAAUGAUGGCGUUGUUGCGUCAAGUCAUCCAAAGAGACGAAAGAGGAGUAAUCAGUUAAAGAAUAGUUUUGGAGUCGAACAAGUUGCCGUUAUGACGCCACCAAAAGGUGUGGAUGAGCUUUUAGAUAAUUUUUUAUUGCUUGAGACUAUGAAGCAACGAGUCAAGCCUGCUAGUCGACCAAUCCACAAGUUACAUGACUGGCAAGUUUCCAAACCAGAGUAUAUGGAGUCUUUGGAUGCAAAAUCGGAAAAUUUAUCGAAACCUUGCUACUCUCGAGAAAGAAUGAUGGCAAGGUUACAAUAUAUGUAUAGCAAAAAUAUUGCUGGACAAUUUGCAUUUGAUAUUUCUGAAGAUUUGCCAACUUUGCGCUACCAGGGCAAAGAUAACAAUUCUUUGAAGCCCACAAGAGCUGUCAAGAAGAAAACAACCCGUCGUUUAAAGCUGCGAUUGUAUUUACCAACAUGACAUUAUGAGACAUAUAGAGCCACAAGUUUUUACAUAUUUUGAAUUCUUGGAUUGCAGUUUUGGUGGAGUACUUUUAUGGAACCAGAAUGUUGUUGUUUUGGAAGAUAAUGCAAAUGGAGAUAAAAAGUAUUUCUAAAAGUCACAUGAAACGUUGUUGGAAUAAAAGUUAUGUUGUUCCUCUUUCA
Molecule: messenger RNA, 1108 nt
Organism: Galdieria sulphuraria
Lineage: Eukaryota; Rhodophyta; Bangiophyceae; Galdieriales; Galdieriaceae
Exons: 2
Coding region: 12-923 (303 amino acids)
Source: RefSeq, a predicted model, not a curated record